ACUUUUAAUUGCUUUCAGGUACAACAUGACAAAUGGUUUUAAUAACCAUUACAUCCAAGGAAUAUCCACAUCAGCAAAUCCAGCUGUUCCUACCUGUUGUCUCUCUGUGUCUUCUAGUUGUGGAAACCUGUCCCUUAACUCUGCACCAAAGUCACAAAGUGUAGAGUUAAGUAAGCUUUACUCUGUGACUCCAGGUUGCAUGCUUCAAGAAGACAGUCACCUCAGUAAAGAAAAUGAAGAACCCCAGACUAGGUUAGCCUCAAAGAAAGAUACCAAUGUUCCUCUUACUAUUCAACACUUAACUGAUGAUUCUACAGUCGGUUCCUCCACCAUUCAAGAUGGAGAAUGUGCCCUUCCGAACCUUGCAGAUUCCUCUUGUAUUCCAUCAUACGAUCUCUCGGGCCCUAAACCUGUAUCUGUGAGUGUGUGUUCUCAACCCAGCAUUGUUCCUCCACACUUUAGAGGAGGGGUAUCAUUUGAAAGCAACCAUAUGAAUACUAAUCUUGUGCCUUCUUUAAAACCUCUUCCACCUGUUUACCAUAACAUUGAUAUUGGUGGAUUUCCUUACCCAGUGGUCACAUCAGGAAGCUCAACCAUCCCAACAGGCAGCCAUAGUCUUGUGUCCUUGCGUGGAAACAACACUUGUGUGACUGUAACCACAGCUACUGGAACCCCAGAAGAGAUUAGAUCUCUGAAACACAGAAAAGAAAAUGUUCACAUACUCUACCCAGUAGCACCAGGACUGAUGCCCCCUGGUAUUCAGUGUAGUAGGGUUAUGCAUACACCUGUAACAACUGCUAUUCCAUGUUCUAACACAGUUCUUCCAUACAGUUGUUAUGUGCAUCAGUUAAUUCCUCAGCCUAUCAGUUUUCACAGCAACACAGCACCACCAAUCUUUCCUAUGCUGAGCCAUGGCUUUCACUUCCAGAUCCCUAAUGGUCUAACCUCGCCCGAUCUCAUGUUCUCUAUGCAGAACUUUCCCAUGGCAUCACCUCCUGCUGCUGCAGAUCCUAAUGUAUCUCCAGCUCCUGGAGGUCUUCCUGUUGCUGACACAGUUCCAAGCUUUUUAGUUUUUCCAGGAGAUGGUGCUCCUAACCUUCAUGGGGACAUGGGUUGUGCUUUGCUACCACCAAAGCCUCUGACUUGUUAUAACUGUGGUGCAACAGGACACUCUGGCAACCAAUGUAAAGGAGCCACUUUGGAAGAGAUGUCAAGCAGUGGUAACUUUCUUUUAAACUUUGCUCCCUUGCCUGAAACAGUUGACCCAAAUGAGCAGCAACAAGUUUAAAGACAAUCCACUGUUACUGUCUUGUGACCUCGGAUUAUUGUUGUAACACUGGGUUAAUUACAUAUAAUAGUCACCCACUGUUACUGUCUUGUGACCUAGGAUUAUUGUUGUAACACUGGGUUAAUUACAUGUAAUAGUCAUCCAUUGUUACUGUCUUGUAACCUAGGAUUAUUGUUGUAACACUGGGUUAAUUACAUGUAAUAGUCAUCCAUUGUUACUGUCUUGUAACCUAGGAUUAUUGUUGUAACACUGGUUAAUUACAUGUAAUAGUCAUCCAUUGUUACUGUCUUGUAACCUAGGAUUAUUGUUGUAACACUGGAUUAAUUACAUGUAAUAGUCAGCCAUUGUUACUGUCUUGUGACCUUGGAUUAUUGUUGUAACACUGGGUUAAUUACAUGUAAUAGUCAGCCUAUGUUACUGUCUUGUAACCUAGGAUUAUUGUUGUAACAAUGGAUUAAUUACAUGUAAUAGUCAUCCAUUGUUACUGUCUUGUAUCCUAGGAUUAUUGUUGUAACACUGGGUUAUUUUUGUUAAUUACAUGUAAUAAUCAUCCAUUGUUACUGUUUUGUGUCCCAGGAUUAUUGUUGUAACACUGGGUUAUUUUUGUUAAUUACAUGUAAUAAUCAUCCAUUGUUACUGUUUUGUGUCCCAGGAUUUUAGUUGUAACACUUAGUUAUUUAUGUUAAUUACAUGUAAUACUUAACUGUUGUUACUGUGUAUUUAACCCUUUCAGUACUUCUAUUGCAAUUUUAAAACAGAAACAAUACAAGUACAUAUAAAUGACCUAGGAUACACCAAAAAGGAUUGGAGUGCCAUGUUAAAAAUAUUUUUUUAUGGAUAUAUGGGUCCCACCAGUCCUUCACAAAUAUAACCCAACAGUACUGAAAGGAAUAAGUCUGAAAUAAGAUGUCUAAGUUAAUAAUAUUUGAAAGGAACCACUGCUUUUAAUAAAAUACUAUUUUAGAUGUGGAAGUAUAAUAUAUAACUAUCUUAAGUUCUGAUGUAAAAAUGUUUGUUGUCAUGCGCUUGUACUCUUUCAUUGCCAAAGAGUUUUGAAGCUGUUCUACUUUAUCUGGUGGUGUAAAACUUUUCACCUUGUGGUAGUUUCUUAUUGACAGCUAAUAACUGUAGAUUAUUGCAACAUGAGCCAAGACAAGUAACACAGACUGGAAUUUAUCAAAACUGCUAGUUAUUGUGUUUCUGAUUUCCACACUUUAACUAGAUGUUACUUUUCUCUGUUUUUAAUUGGUGUACCUGUGUUUCCUUUCUGAUUUACAUGCUUUAAUUAGAUGUUACUUUUCUCUGUUAUAUUUAAAUGUGUCAGAAUUAUUUAUAUUUGUUAGUGAUUAACUUGAGAAUUAAGUAUUAGAAAGAUCUCAUUCGUCAGUUUUCCUAGAAAGUCGUGUAUGUUUAUCAUUAUGCCACUUCUCAUUUUUUUACUCUUUCAAACAGAAAAUUUACAUCUAUUAUAUCUACAGUUAAACAAAAAAAAAAGCUCUUAAAUAUUUCAUAUGCAAGUAGUAGCCACGGCACAACUGCCAAAUGUCGUUUAGACAUUUCACAAUCAACUGUCUCAAUACAGCAUUCAGAUAAAAAUUGAAACUACAUUUUUAAAGCUUUCUCCAUAUAUACAUGUCCAAGUAACAAACACAAUGAACAGAUAAUUUAAUAUUGUAGGUUCACAUACCUAAAUCAACUUACAUGUCUACAUAACAAACAUGGUGAACAAGUAGUUUAAAUGUCUGAAUAGUCUUACAUGUCCAAGUAACAUACAUAGUUAACCAGUUUAACAUUGUAGGUUCAUAUGCCUCAAUCAACUUUUAUGUCCAAGUAACAGACACAGUGAACCAGUUUAAUAUUGUAGGUUCACAUGCCUGAAUCAACUUGCAUGUCCAAGUAACAAACACAGUUAACCAGUUUAAUUUUGUAGGUUCACAUAAGAAAGAAGUUCUGAAUGGUACGUUUUUUUUUUUUUUUACUUCACUUGAAUUUAAAUUUUAGGUUUAGCAUUUAUAGAUAAUGAUAAUAAUUCAACAUGGUUAUUAGGAAACCAGAAGAAAAGUGGUGAAGAAACUGUAAAACUGCUAGGACUGGGUUGAUCAGGCUUUCAAAAAGGGUGAUGAAGUUUUUUUAUACCACACAACCUGGUUCAAAAAUGUAGUGAGUCCUAAUCCAGUAUGAAGUAAGAUGCAAAAGAUGGUGUAUACAAGUUUUAUAAUUGCUUUUAUAGUAUAAUGGUAGAUGAGAAGGAUAAUUUUACAUCCAUUUUGAAUAUUCAAGAAAACUAUAAGACUUAAUGAAAUUCUAUUUGUGUACCAACUUCAUUUACUUCCAUGUUUUUAGUAGUACUCAAGUAGAGAGAUAUGGGUUAUAGAUUAAGUAUGUAGCAGUUCUGAAACUGUUCACAGUUACAAGUUAAACCCAAAGAGAAAGUGUGCUAUCUCUGAUUUUUGCCUGGAUAGUAUUAACAUAAUGUAACAACAGUGAUAAAAAAAAAAGUAAAAAAGCUUACAGAGGAAAGAAAUGUCAAGAGAAUAAAUAAAGAAUCAGAAGAAAUGAUUAGAUACAUCCCAGAAUUAGCUUACUAUUCUGUUUCUAUGAUUACACAAAAGUAGUUUCAAACUGUAACGUUAAAAUUUUCACACAGCUGAUAGCACAUAGAAAAAAAGAUGUUAAAAUCAUUCCUAGCAUUAAUCUGAAAAGUGAAAGUUUGAAACUUGUCAGCCUUUUUGAAAAUAUCUGGUGUUACUAAAAAUGUGUUAAUUGAGAGUAGGCUUACAAAAAUCCAUGAAUAGGAGGCACUAUAUAGAGGGAAGACUGGGGAGGGUAUUUGUAAAACUUGAGCCUGUUGUACAACUUGGAAUUUUUCAAUAUAUUUACACACUUUAUUUCACUUCCUCAAUUUGAUAUACACAUCAUGUUUGGUGUAUUUCACAUCUUCCUUGGUUUGACAUACACAUUGUGUCUAGUGUAUUUCACGUCUUCCUUGGUUUUAUAUACACAUCAGGUCUGCCAUGUUUCACUUCUGUCUUCCCUGGUUUGAUAUACACAUCGCGUCUGCCAUGUUUCACUUCUGUCUUCCCUGGUUAGAUAUACACAUCACGUCUGCUGUAUUUCACUUCCAUAUUCCCUGGUUUGAUAUACACAUCACUUAUGUCUUCCCUGGUUUUAUAUACACAUCAGGUCUGCUGUAUUUCACUUAUGUCUUCCCUGAUUUUAUAUAAACAUCACGUUUGCUGUAUUUCACUUAUGUCUUCCCUGAUUUUAUAUACACAUCACAUCUGCUGUAUUUCACUUAUGUCUUCCCUGGUUUUAUAUACACAUCACAUCUGCUGUAUUCACUUUCAUAUUCCCUGGUUUGAUAUACACAUCACAUCUGCUGCACUUCACUUAUGUCUUCCCUGAUUUUAUAUACACAUCAGGUCUGCUGUAUUUCACUUAUGUCUUCCCUGAUUUUAUAUAAACAUCAUGUUUGCUGUAUUUCACUUAUGUCUUCCCUGAUUUUAUAUACACAUCACAUCUGCUGUAUUUCACUUAUGUCUUCCCUGGUUUUAUAUACACAUCACAUCUGCUGUAUUUCACUUCCAUAUUCCCUGGUUUGAUAUACACAUCACAGCUGCUGCAUUUCGCUUAUGUCUUUCCUGGUUUGAUAUACACAUCAUAUCUGCUGUAUUUCACUUCCAUAUUCCCUGGUUUGAUAUACACAUCACAUCUGCUUUAUUUCACAUCUUCCUUGGUUUGAUAUACACAAAUUGUGUCUACUGUAUUUCAAUUCUGUCUUCCCUGGUUUGAUACACACAUCAUGUCUGCUGUAUUUCAAUUCUGUCUUCCCUGGUUUGAUACACACAUCACGUCUGCUGUAUUUCAAUUCUGUCUUCCCUGGUUUGAUACACACAUCACGUCUGCUGUAUUUCAAUUCUGUCUUCCUGGUUUGACAUACACUAGUUAAGAAUAAUCUAUACUUAAUUAUGAUGUUUCGUUUUCAUGCAGUUAACCUACUGCAUGAUGGGGAGUCUAGUAGUAAAUAUUCAGGAUUACUGAACCCAAGUCUGGCCUUAUAUUUUGUGUUCAUACCCCCACUUGCAAGCUAGGAGGAUAAAACAUGGCACACGUGCUAAGGUACCAUGGGUAGGUGUCCUAAUGGGUUUUGUUUGCAGGUGUCGACCCUUCCUGGAGAUAAUGAAGGAACCUGACUGGUUCUUCGGACCUAACAGAGGCGUGUGGGCAUUUUAUGCUAGUUAUUAGAACAUGCAGAAAUAUUGUUAGACUGUAUGUCAGAAUAGAGAAACAAGCACCACAAAUAUUGUUAAAACAUGCAAUACAUCAGAAUACACAUUCAGAAGUUAGGGGGUAGUAAACAUAUAGAAUCUGGGAAUACACAGACAAGCAUCAGACAUAGUUAUAACACAUACAUUUCCUGGGAAAACAUCUUU
Molecule: messenger RNA, 5721 nt
Organism: Limulus polyphemus (Atlantic horseshoe crab)
Lineage: Eukaryota; Metazoa; Arthropoda; Merostomata; Xiphosura; Limulidae
Product: zinc finger CCHC domain-containing protein 14-like
Exons: 4
Coding region: 26-1288 (420 amino acids)
Molecular function (GO): nucleic acid binding; zinc ion binding
Source: RefSeq, a predicted model, not a curated record